UUAUUUGUUAUUGAGGGUACAUCCUCAAUUGAACUUUUGUACCAAAGUUCCUGCAAUAAUAAAAUCGUGUACAAUGAAAAAUUUAUUUUUGUUGUGGUCAUUUGUAUUCAUGUUCAUAAAAAUCCAGGGGGAAAGUGCAAAUGACCGUCUUCUAGAUGGACGCAUCAUGGGGAAGAAAAAUCAGACGAAUAGUGCCACUCGUUUUGACGAUUUUCAUGAGUAUAAUCUUGAAUCAGCUAAGCCAUCGCCUCGUCGUCGUCAUCAAGAUUUGCAACCCUGGCCACUUGCUGAAACUCUUCAGAAUUCCCAGAUGAAUUUUGAGACCGUUCGUUCCUCUGAAGAAGCUGUCACGAAGAAACCAAGAAAGAAGAAACUGCGACGGCGUACACGAAAGCCAAAGAAAGAACCAUGUCCAGAUUCUGACGAGGAGUACGAUGAAACUGUGGAAGAAGACACCAUAGUUUCUGACCAACCAGCUCCCGGAUCAAAACGGAAACCUCCAAAGAAGCCCAAACCCGAAGACAAUGGGAAAGUAUUCUUCGAAGAGACAUUCACGGACAGGUCGUGGGAAUCUGCAUGGGUUUACUCAAAGAUGGAAUAUGGAACGAAAGAGAAGAAAAAGUACGAGAAAUUUUACAGAGUUCGGUCACGUAGAGGUAACAAGGGAUUUGAUUAUGGUUUGGUCACCUCGAACAAAGGAUCAGAAGACUAUGCCAUUUCCGCAAAUUUUCAACCUUUCAACUCCAACGAUGGUCCACUCGUGGUUCAAUUCGCAAUGCAAUAUCAAAGCGCUCCUCACUGUGAAUAUGUCUAUCUGAGACUUUUCGACUGCAAGUUUAAAUCUGACGAAUUGACAAUGGACAGCCCAUACCUUAUUCAGAUGGGCCCAAACAUUUGUAGCGAUGAAAAAUAUCUGGACGUGGUGAUAAUGGACCCAGUCAAAGGCGAAAAGUACGUCAUAAGCGACAAAGUUCCAGCCCUGGUGUCCACAGAUAUUCACAUGUACGGAUUUGUCAUUCACCCCGAUGGAAAUUAUCAGAUUUUGGUGAAUGAUAAAUUCGUACAAAAUGGAUCUUUGAGCAACGCCUUUCCAAAUUAUCAAGGUUUUCCAUCAAUCUGUGCAGUGGGACUGAACGUCUGGCACAGCAUCUUGGACAAAUUCUUUCUUGGACAAAUUAUUAUUGAUGACGUAUUGAUUUCAUCGGAUGUAAAUUAUGCGCAGAGGAAGAGGUUCCAAAUUUUGGACAUUGUUACAGACACAAAUAAUUCGACUAUGAACAAGAACAAGUAGUAUACUUGUAAGUAUGGAUAAAUUCAGAUAUGUGCAAUUGCCAGCCAGGUGGUGUUGAAAUAAUACGUUUCAAAAUGAUUUUAUGAAUCUUUAAUAUCAUUCUUCAAUCUACUUUCCUUUACGUCUGUACAUAAAUUUAUUUAAACUUACUAUUUACAAUUUCUGUUUUUGUCGCAAAGAUUUGAUCAUGAAUAAAUGAUACAUCUAUUGA
Messenger RNA from Folsomia candida, 1502 nucleotides. Its product is annotated as calnexin. Gene Ontology annotation, biological process: protein folding. Gene Ontology annotation, molecular function: calcium ion binding. The transcript has 4 exons. Gene Ontology annotation, cellular component: endoplasmic reticulum membrane; endoplasmic reticulum. Lineage: Eukaryota; Metazoa; Arthropoda; Collembola; Entomobryomorpha; Isotomidae. The record is from RefSeq and is a predicted model, not a curated record. The coding region runs from base 74 to 1291 and encodes 405 amino acids.